AUGCCGUCACGAAACCACUCAGAUCGUUACCCCCGCGACCGGGCGGCCUACGACGAUGAUUCUGAUGACGAGUACUAUGAACGCCCAAGAGCACCCAGACGCGUUUCACGAAGCGCACAUGAGCUAGACGCCGCCGAGGCAGGGCGAUCGCGGCGCGCCCGCGGCCGCUACGACGACAACAUCAGUCCGGUACGGCACAAGACCCGUGCCAGAUCCCUCGAUCAUCGGCCACCACGCCGCAGCCACUACGAUAGCUACGACGACUCGGACUACACAGACAGCGAGGAUGACCGGCGACGACGACGGAACCGCAGCCGGGGCAGAGGACACAGCAGUGGCAGACGAAGAGAUGGCAGACCGCCGCCGGCGUCGUCGUCACGGUCGCGCCUGCAACGUCGAGAGUCUGACAAGUCUCACAUCUUGCAGGCGGCUGCCAGCGCUGCUGUAGUGGCUGGCGCCGCGGAGGCCUGGAGAAUGAGGAAGGAUAAGUCGUCCUGGCAGAAGAAGGGCACAAAGAUGGCGACGGCUGCGGCUGGAGCUGCUGCGAUAGCGGCGUUCAAGGAUAACAACCCCAAGGACUAUGGCAAGAAGGAUGCGGUCGGGGCCACCAUUGGAGGCUUGUUAGUAAACCGACUUGCCGGCAAUAUGGCGAAAAAAUAA
Colletotrichum karsti is the source of this 660-nucleotide messenger RNA. RefSeq lists its product as uncharacterized. The record is from RefSeq and is a predicted model, not a curated record. The transcript has a single exon. NCBI's taxonomy places the organism in Eukaryota, Fungi, Ascomycota, Sordariomycetes, Glomerellales, Glomerellaceae. The coding region runs from base 1 to 660 and encodes 219 amino acids.